Messenger RNA from Phytophthora infestans T30-4, 354 nucleotides. RefSeq lists its product as uncharacterized. The transcript is spliced from 2 exons. Bases 1 to 354 code for a protein of 117 amino acids. The record is from RefSeq and is a predicted model, not a curated record. Lineage: Eukaryota; Oomycota; Peronosporomycetes; Peronosporales; Peronosporaceae.
AUGCAUGGACGCAUUAAGAGCGUGGAGCGCGAGAAGGAGCAGCACAAGACGGAUGCCCAGCACCAGGAGGAGCUCUCCAAGGUGCGCAUGUACCACGAGGUGGCAGGUAAAGUCCUAGACAUGAAGCGCCAGCAGCUCUACGAGCCGAGCGUCCUGCCGCUGACCAGCCACCUAUUGCUACUCAACCCCGAGUUCCACGUGGUCUCGAGCUACCGCCGCCAAGCCAUUGACGCGCUAGCUCAAAAAGCCGAGAACCGAGGCCGAAAUGUUGACUAUGGCCAAAACGGAGCUCAGACUAACGCUGACGAACGCAAUUUCUACAGUUGUAACUACCGUCGACAUGUGUCAAACUAG